AUGGCACAAGGCACAGCAGAACAGCAACGCACCCAAGAACAACACCGAGCGGGUUCCGCAUGUUAUACACUGGUCAGUCAGAGAGGCGAGACCCCCACAUACGAUAGGGAGCGAAGUCCCGAAUACGAUCGCCAGUACCGCGCUGGUAGUACURCGCUGCUGAUGCAGACGACGCCACGGGAAGGACCUGCUCCGGAGAGUCAACCACUCUCCUUUGAUUACUAUAGGAACCAGCUUGCGAGUAUCGCAAGACAAAUCCACACAUCCCAACAGCACGAAGAAGUCGUCAUACCACAACGGCCUGAUGGGCAACAGUCCCCCGCCGAUCAGCAGCAAGAUGUUGACUUUGCCAUUCAACAAUAUCUCAGAAUGCUGCUCAGAGAACAGRCAAAGCGGAUCAGGGACAUGGAGUGUAAAUGA
Ramularia collo-cygni is the source of this 420-nucleotide messenger RNA. RefSeq lists its product as uncharacterized. NCBI's taxonomy places the organism in Eukaryota, Fungi, Ascomycota, Dothideomycetes, Mycosphaerellales, Mycosphaerellaceae. Bases 1 to 420 code for a protein of 139 amino acids. The record is from RefSeq and is a predicted model, not a curated record. The transcript has 3 exons.